Molecule: messenger RNA, 3057 nt
Organism: Schizosaccharomyces osmophilus
Lineage: Eukaryota; Fungi; Ascomycota; Schizosaccharomycetes; Schizosaccharomycetales; Schizosaccharomycetaceae
Gene: ric1
Product: Rab-specific(Ryh1/Ypt6) Ric1-Rgp1 guanyl-nucleotide exchange factor subunit Ric1/Sat4
Exons: 1
Coding region: 1-3057 (1018 amino acids)
Biological process (GO): retrograde transport, endosome to Golgi; intracellular protein transport
Cellular component (GO): cytosol; Ric1-Rgp1 guanyl-nucleotide exchange factor complex; Golgi membrane
Molecular function (GO): protein binding
Source: RefSeq, a predicted model, not a curated record
AUGUACUUCUUUCAUGGAAUACCUCAAAAAUUGACAUUGGAUUCACAUGCAAUUGAAGUUCGGCGCAUUCCUAAAGUCCCUUUCUUUGCCGUAUUAACUGAAGCCGAAAUUUUAAUUUACCAGCUUCAUCCUUUAGCAUUAAUUUCAAAAAUUACCAAAUCUGAGGACCUUUAUGUUCGUCAUGGAAAAAACAAAAAGAUUGCCAUUAGUUCUGAGUAUGGAAUCAUUGCAGUGGCAACGGAAAACAACUUUAUUGCUGUUUUUAAUUUUCAUUUAGAUGCUUCUAAACCUAUCCUUGUCCCUAACCCAAAUACUGAACGCUAUGAUGAUGGUCCUGGUGAAAUGAUGGGUCCCAUUACUUGUUCAGUUCAGUACAAGCUGGCAAUUCGUUACGAGAGAGGUGUCAGUUGUCUUGAAGUACAGGGGGAUUCAAUCGUUUAUUCUGCUUCUACGGCGCCAAUUAUUCAAGUAUCUACUCUGGAAACAACAGAUCCAAAACGUUUAUGGAAAGUUUCCAGUAAGCAAUACGAUUUACGCGAAGUUACAUGGUUUUUAGAUCAUGAUUCUUUGAUUAAAAAAUUCCAUUUUAAUAAGAGGAUUGACACAUUUUUUUGGAUGUCCUCGGAUGGGCGUGUAUACGCCAAUAUUGGCGUGUCUGCUAACACAAAUACUAAAAGUCUAUUCGGUAUAUGCACUCAUGAUUUAAUAAGCGACUCUGGUGAUAAUUCUAAGAAAGCGGCUACCGCAUUGUCGACUAACGCUCGGUUUUCUCUGCUAUAUGUGGGUACAAAUGAUGGCAGUGUUUACGCUUAUGAAAUUCAAGACUUUGGAAGAAAGUAUGUCUGUAGCCAUCACAGCAAGGUUCCAUCCAAUAUUGGAUCUGUUACGCACAUCUCAACUACCGGUGAUGGCUUUCAGGUGAUGGUAGGUUAUGAAUUGGCUUGGAUAAGUUACUCACCUUACUUACACCCAUGCUCAUCCAGCGAUGAUUCUGAAUUCUUUAAGUACGGUUUUCAUGAUGGCUUUUGGGACAAAGACGGAUCUGCAUUUUUCGGCUUAAGAAAUCUACCAAUGAAACGAGAAAACUCGACUUCAGUUGAAACAAAACAGAGUCUCGAGACCGUACUAAACAAGACGUUGGAUUCUGAUUCUUCGUCCGCAAGGGAAGUAUCCAAGGAAAGUUCUUGUUUAUAUAUACUUCCUUUCCUUAAAAGCACUAUUACGAAUAGUGCACACGGCUCUACCAGCAUUAUUGGUGUACAAUCUAGUGAUAGACUAUUUAUUUCAAAAGCAUAUUCCAGUUACAACAACCUGGCAGCAAAUUUUGGAAAUUCUUCUUGGGUUCAGGUAGAAUAUCCUCAAACCUAUAUUUCUGCUGAGUGGCCUAUUCGAUAUACCGCCAUUAGCAAAAACGGAGAAUACAUCGCUAUAGCUGGCUCUCAUGGGGUUGCAGCAUACAACGUUCUAAACAGGGUUUGGAAUGUUUUUGAUAAUGGAUCUUUGGAAAAGUCAAUAACUGUCACCUGCCCGAUGCUAUGGUAUGACAAAUAUCUUGUGACAGGUUUAUUACACGAAUCGAAUUCUGAGCUCCACGUAUACGACUCAGAAAAGAAAUUAGACGACGCCUUGGUUGAUAAGUUUGUGUUCACAUCUACAAUUGUUACGAUAUCUUUGUGCGACGACGCGCAUUUACUUGUUUAUACGGCUGAUAACUUUUUGCAUCACAUUUACAUAGAGCGCCUUGUAGAAAACAUAUCGCCUUUAUUUUUGAGCCAUGUGAGCAGUGUUAGUUUUGUUCCGGUUUUUACUACCCCAUCAAGACUACGUACAAUUACUUUACUAACAUUACGGCCAUUCUUACAUUCGGAUCCAUCACAACUGCUUUCUAGUGCAAUUUUGCUUGUUUUAAUUAACGGCAAGUUGGUUACCUUAGACCCUAUCAGAGCUGGUUCAUCUUAUUUAAGCUACCGAUGCUGUAUUAUUUCUGAGGAUGUUGAGUUUUUUAUGAUUAAUGAGGAUUUGGAAAGUCCAGCUCUUUAUCAUUCAAUGUGGAUUAUGACUGGAAAUGGGUUUAGAUUGUCAAUGGCUUUUGGUGAAGCACUUUCCAAAUUGUUGUAUGAUGAUACUAUCACAAAAAAUGAUGCUCCAUCGAAAGAAUCAAAAGAACUAGAAAGCUUAAAGCCAUAUAAUCCAAAACAGCUUGACUUUAUGGAUGAUUUACAAUCACCAAGUUUCAUGGUAAAAACUCCUGAUAACUUUUCAGCUACAAACACUCACACUGCCAAGCUGACGAAAUCCGUAAAUAUGCUGGAGUUAUUCAAGAAGCAAAGUAUACCACUUAGUAUUCCUGGAACACUCAUAUCAGUUAUUGUGAAGAGUGGACUUUUCAUCAGCGCUUCAACAUUAGAACACAAGAAUGCUGCCAAUAACAUGAAGUACUGUCAUAUCCAAAUUGAAGUCAUUCCUUUUCUCCCUGACUUGUUAAAGUCUCUUCUUCUAUUAUUUGAUAUUGACUAUGCGGUUUUCUUAGUGCGCGCGUAUGCUUCCUUACGUUUCAUCGAUUUUGUGCUUGAGAAACUCCUUUCAAUGGCUGCAGAAUGUUCUGACUCUAAUGAAACAUUGCUGACGAAUGUCGCUAUUUUGUUCGAUAACAUUAAUGAUGCGAACGUUUAUAAGUAUGUUCUGGGAUGUCUUAGAAAAAUCGAAACGCAUUAUUGGCCAAACGUUUUCAAACGCUUUGGUGACCCUCAAACUUUGAUGGAGCUAUGUUUACGAAACAACGAUAUAAAAAACGCUGCUAGAUGUAUAACCAUUUGGCAAGUACAUCAGGGAUCUGCUAGUUGUGCUGAAGUAUUCCUUGAAGUCUUGAAAACAGCUUUUGAGAAAGAAAACUGGGAGGUGUGUAUGGAGUUGGGCCAUUACCUUGCCAGUCUUGACCCGACAAAACAACUACUUAAUUCUGCCUUAAUAAGUGCACAGAUUCCUUAUGGGCAAACACCAAAGGAUAAACCAGAUAAAAACUUUCAUGAAUUGAUGAUGGAAAUUGAUGACUUUUAA